GAAUAUGCUCUUUAUUCGAUUGCCGUUGGACUUAUUGGUGAUAUCUUUCGUGCCCUGCAAGAGGCAUCAUUGCCAUAUUGUGAUACAUUUAUGAACAUGUUAUUGCAAAUGCUUCAAAGUCCUAUAUUGAACAGGAACACCAAACCCGCA
This is a messenger RNA of Funneliformis mosseae, 150 nucleotides long. The record is from the annotation of a GenBank genome assembly. NCBI's taxonomy places the organism in Eukaryota, Fungi, Glomeromycota, Glomeromycetes, Glomerales, Glomeraceae.